This is a messenger RNA of Sorex fumeus (smoky shrew), 2199 nucleotides long. It is a transcript of the gene POU6F2, whose product is annotated as POU class 6 homeobox 2. The transcript has 10 exons. Bases 1 to 2199 code for a protein of 732 amino acids. Gene Ontology annotation, biological process: regulation of transcription by RNA polymerase II. Gene Ontology annotation, molecular function: DNA-binding transcription factor activity, RNA polymerase II-specific; RNA polymerase II cis-regulatory region sequence-specific DNA binding. The record is from RefSeq and is a predicted model, not a curated record. NCBI's taxonomy places the organism in Eukaryota, Metazoa, Chordata, Mammalia, Eulipotyphla, Soricidae.
AUGACGGGCCCGGAGACGGUGUCUGCCCACCUGCUCAGGCCCAGAACAAGGUGUAAAAACAUCCACACAAAAGCACAUCCUACAAUUAAGCGGCGCAGCCCAGGCGGCUCUCCGAAGUUCUUCCCGCGCUGCCCCUCCCCUCGGAGGCUCCUCUCGGCCGCGGCUCGGGGGUGGGAGUCCCGGCGCGGGCGGGGGCGGCGGGACGCGCGCUCAGCGGCCACUCUCCUGCCCUCUGCCCAGCAGGACCCGAUGAUAGCCGGACACGUCCGUAAGCCCUGGCCGGCGGCGCCCACCGACAUGAACGCGGAGCCGAGCGGGGAGGACGCGGCCGCGCCCCCCGAGGAGCCGAGCGAGCCCCUGGCCGCGCCCGCGGACCCCGAGGACGGCGAGGACGCCCCCCGCGCGCGCCCCGGGGCCAGAGGAAACCCGGCACUCUCAGACCCAGGGACUCCAGACCAACCCCAGGCCAACCAGACCCACCCCCCAUUUCCGGUGGGCCCACAGCCACUUCUAACAGCACAGCAGUUAGCCUCUGCUGUAGCCGGUGUGAUGCCGGGAGGUACCCCCGCCCUCAACCAGCCCAUCCUCAUCCCCUUCAACAUGGCUGGACAGCUCGGAGGGCAGCAAGGACUGGUCCUCACACUGCCGACAGCAAAUCUCACCAACAUCCAAGGGCUGGUAGCAGCAGCUGCAGCUGGAGGCAUAAUGACUCUGCCAUUGCAAAAUCUACAAGCUACCUCAUCCCUGAACUCGCCGCUGCACCAGUUCCAGCCCCUGCAGCCGCCGCCCGCCGCGCCCCCCGGCCAGCAGCCACCACCCGCCUCCCAGCCCGCCGCGGCCCCCAGCCAGCCCCUCCCGCCCACGCCGCACCCGCCGCCCCAGAACCAGAACCAGAACCAGAACCAGAACCAGAACCAGAACCAAGCAUCCCCGAGCCAGCAGCGCGCCAGCCCGCCUCAGAAGCCCACGCAGUCCCCGGGCCCGGGCCUCGCGCCCAGCCCCCUGCAGCUGGUUAAUAAUCCGCUAGCAAGUCAGGCUGCAGCGGCUGUAGCGGCAGCCAUGGGCUCCAUAGCCAGCUCACAGGCCUUUGGCAAUGCCCUCUCCAGCCUUCAGGGGGUCACGGGUCAACUAGUUACUAAUGCACAAGGACAGAUAAUUGGAACCAUUCCUCUGAUGCCCAGUCCAGGGCCCUCAAGUCAAGCUGCUGGUGGCACGCAAGGCCUUCAAGUGCAGCCCAUCACCCCCCAGCUCCUGACGAAUGCCCAGGGUCAGAUCAUUGCCACGGUCAUCGGGAACCAGAUCCUGCCUGUGAUCAACACCCAGGGCAUCACGCUCUCUCCCAUCAAGCCCGGCCAGCAGCUCCACCAACCCCCCCAGACGUCAGUGGGUCAAGCAGCCUCCCAAAGCAGCCUCCUGCACCUGGCUCACAGCCAAGCCUCCAUCUCUCAAAGCCCCGUCCGACAGGCUUCCUCUUCUUCCUCCUCAUCUUCCUCCUCUUCAGCUUUGAGUGUGGGCCAGUUAGUCAGCAAUCCUCAAACUGCGGCGGGUGAGGUGGAUGGGGUUAAUCUGGAGGAGAUCCGAGAAUUUGCCAAAGCUUUUAAAAUCCGGCGCCUGUCGCUUGGCCUGACCCAGACUCAGGUGGGACAGGCUCUCAGUGCCACGGAGGGCCCCGCGUACAGCCAGUCGGCCAUCUGCAGACACACCAUCCUGAGAAGCCACUUUUUCCUACCACAGGAAGCCCAAGAGAACACUAUAGCUAGCGGUCUGACAGCCAAACUGAACCCUGGCCUUUUGUAUCCUGCCAGGUUUGAAAAGCUGGACAUCACCCCUAAAAGUGCCCAGAAGAUCAAGCCGGUGCUUGAGCGGUGGAUGGCUGAGGCUGAGGCCCGCCACCGAGCAGGCAUGCAGAACCUGACCGAGUUUAUUGGGAGUGAGCCCUCCAAAAAGCGCAAGCGGCGCACCUCCUUCACGCCCCAGGCCCUGGAGAUGCUCAAUGCGCACUUUGAGAAGAACACGCACCCCUCGGGCCAGGAGAUGACCGAGAUUGCCGAGAAGCUCAGCUAUGACCGCGAGGUGGUCCGCGUCUGGUUCUGCAACAAGCGCCAGGCGCUGAAGAACACCAUCAAGCGCCUGAAGCAGCAGGAGCCCGCGCCCGCGCCCCUCGACCCCCUGGCCGACUCGCUGGAGGGCGCCCCGUAG